This is a messenger RNA of Felis catus (domestic cat), 5132 nucleotides long. RefSeq names its product thioredoxin domain containing 8 (gene TXNDC8). Bases 128 to 577 code for a protein of 149 amino acids. Lineage: Eukaryota; Metazoa; Chordata; Mammalia; Carnivora; Felidae. The transcript is spliced from 4 exons. The record is from RefSeq and is a predicted model, not a curated record.
UCACGUUUAAUGAUGUCAUAGAGAAGUUACCCUUCUAUUCCAGCUAGGAUCCUUUAAUUAAUAAGAGACUGCUGUGGUGAGCCAGCUGAACCAAAAGGAAAGUUUCGUAAGCAAUUCCCAGUAAAUCAUGGUUCAGAUUAUUAAAGACAUGGAUGAAUUUAGCAGAUUUUUGAAAGCUGCUGGGUGCAAACUUGUGGUGGUUGAAUUUUCAGCAAAAUGGUGUGGUCCUUGCAAAAGGAUUUAUCCUCUUGUUCAUGAGUUGGCCCAAACUUAUCACAUCAGAUCAGUACCCACAUUUCAGAUGUUCAAGCAAACCCAGAAGGGCUCCAUCUCCAUGGCUAGACCUGUGAGUGAACUUCGUCCCCAUCAGGAAUGGGCCCUUGACUCCAGUCAAGCCAAUCUAAACCCAACCAGAGCUAAUCCUAGGAUGUGGCUUAAGCAGCUAGGUAAAAGCCUUCUCUUUCGAUUUCAUUGGAUUUGUUUGAACUUGGGAAGAUAUGAAGCUGAAGGUACUACAGCUAGCUGUAUGAAGCUGAAGGUUCUACAGAGAGAACCUGAAAAUGAAGCCACCAUAUAAUGAAAAGCAGAGUCAAACCAGGAAAUACCAAUGGCACUGAUUGAACCCUGAAUCUAUCCAUGCCUGAAGCCUGAACUACUCCCAUAGAUUCCAUGAGUUACAUAGACCUGGGGUUGUUUUUUCUGUUACUUGCAACCAAAAACUUCUAAUGACAAAAUUAAUGUUCUUUCAGACUUCUGUCCUUCGUUUCAUGAUCCAAUUCUUGAAGAAGUAGAAUAUACUUCCUGCUUUCAAUUCGAAGUUUCCACUUAUUCCUUCAUCUGCUCUUUUAAAUGUCUCCAAGGCUCUUUCAGCACCUAAUUCAAAUAGCCAUUUCUCAAUCCUUGUAUUCCUUGGUUAUACAAAAGCACCAUAACUAAUCAGCUUCUAAUUCUGGAAAUUUCCUUGUCUUUUGGCUUCCAUCCCUGAUCUUUCCCCAAGCUCUCCUUUGGCUCCUUUGGCUCCUGCUGUCCCAAAAUAUAAGUGUUUCCUAAGGUUCUUUUUCCCAUUCUACCUCUUCUCCUUUAGUAAUUUCAUCCUUACCUAUAGUUCCAGCUGUAACGACCUUUGACAUGAACAAGUACAAUAGCCCCUCUCACCUCCAAGUUCACACCAUAGCUCUGUUCUCUUUUCCAAAUAGAGCUUGGCAUAGUUCCAUGUAUGUCAUUCCCUUAUUUAAAUUUGGAUACCCCUUCCCCUCUGUUGUCUGCAGAAUCAAGACUAAACCCUCCUAAUCAAGGCUUCCAUUUAAAUUUCUCCAUAAUUUUGGCCCAGUCUACCUUUCCAAACCCAUUUAUGUUUGACCCAGACCUUAAUGUCAUGUAUUCGUGUCCUACUAUCUCCAGUACCUAGAGGAGUUCAUGUCAGUGUCUAGAAGAAUCCACCCUAGGUGGAAAAUACUCAUUUUGUGUUUGAUUCAUGAGUGAGUAAGCAAGUGAAUGAAUAAAUGAAGGCUGAUAUCUUUGCCCUACAUCCCUGUCUGUUCUGCCUCCCCUUCUGAUUCUGUCCUCAUGUCAGUCUGACUCAGGGAGGGUUUCUCUCCAGCUCAGAACAGCUGUCUGGUCUCAUCUCUCCUGCUGAUGAUAGCGCUUAAGAUCUGCUGCCAUUCAACAGUUUGUUCUAUGUUUUAUGAAAUAAAACUUUGGGGUCUCAAUUGACUUUGUGUCUAGGCUCUUGAGCAAAUCCAUAGCUAUGCUUUUGAGAAAAGGCUUGGCCUUGCUUAGUCUCAGUUCUGUAUGUAGGUGGAAGAACUCACAGUUGGAGGUAGGGUGACCUCUUAUAUUCAAUUAUUUCUUAACUGGUUUCUACAGGGUACGGAUCCCUUUUGAAUUGAUGGAACAAAAUGCCUGUAUUUUAGGCAUUGUGAAGGAUCUCAAUUUUAAAUUUUAUGCCACUUAGUUAAUGGAGAAUAAAAUUAAUUGAAUCAAUGACACAAUGCAUUAAGCUGAUCCACCUCCCUACUUUCUAACUCCAAAGUCAGGUAGCCAGCCUCUGAUUAUAAAAAUGAAUACUCCUGUCCCAAAAUAUUUUCUUGAGAAUUGAAUGUCUCAUUGAAUAUUACUGACUUAGCAUCCUGGUUAUGAAGUUAUUUAAAAAAACAAAAACAAAACCUUGAGAUCAUUUAUGUCAUAAUAUACAAGUAAGUCUACUUCUGAGCUUUGCAUGUAUCUCCAGAAAGAUUCAUACUUGAAUCAAUUUAAAAAUCAUUUGUAAACCUGCAGAAAAUAUUUACAAUGCUGGCUUCCAUUUAACAAAGAAUAUCAAUCUUCUGUGCAAAAGACAACAGCAAAAAAAUGGGGGCAGGAGAUCCUAAAGAGACAGUAUUGCAAAUCUUUUUACCUCUUUCACUCAGUCCCCAGCAUUUGGCAUCUGAGCAUCCAUCUAGGGCUUCUGCAGGGUCCCCACUUCUACUAUUGUAUCCAGAGCUGCAGUCAAAACCUGAGACCUCUGAAAUCACCCCCAGGUUCUACCUUGCAAUGGUCUGCACAGGAAAAAUCAAUGGAACCAGAGAAAAUUGGGCAUGGCCAUGCGAUAGGACCCAUCUAUGUGAAUUUCCCUCCUCAGUAGAAUUGACUAGGAAUGACAUUCAUUGUUCCCCUGGGGGUAGAAAAAAAAAACUAAAUUCACUUCUUUGAGACCACUUCCUUCCAUCUCUCUUUCAUCUGGGACAGCACACCUGAAAAUUAACUUAUGGAAGCAGUUAAGUACUAUUUAUCUAGUAUUAAAACAACAACAACAACUUUGAGUCCAGUUUCUAUUAAGGGAUGUUAUAAGAAAUGUACUCACAUUUCUGGUAAAACACCUGGCGAAGAACCACUGUCCAUUAUGCCUUUUAAAAUGUACAUUGUGUAAAAAGCCUUGUGAUUAUUCCUCAUAGACAGAGUUUGGAGAAUAUUUGCCUCCCUUGGUCUACUCCCUUGCAUUAGAUCAGAAGGCUUAAGGAAUCCCUUGGGUUUCUCUUUUUCUAUUGCUGCCAAUAAUCUCAGGAUUACUUCCUUGACUCAAAUACAAUAGCCUCCCUUAUCUGUAGUUGCCUGGAACUCCCUAAUUGCCAUCUCCAUACUGAAUCGUGCUUUAAUGGUUUUGUUAUUUUAUCUUGCCCUUGAUUCUAUCUCAUUUCAAAUAUUUUCAAAAUACAUAGACUAUAAACAAAUAAAACUUUAAAAAACGAAUGCAGAUAAAGCUAUGUAACUAUGACCCAGGGUUGCAGUCAAUGGGCAUUCUGUGAUGCUGGAAGUUUUUAUGCAGAUUUGGAUGGUCAUCUUAGCAGGGUUGUACCAUAAAUAGCAGCUGUAAUUAUUUUACAGUGUUAGGGUAAAGGACAGCAAAAGCAAAUUCCAGGUAAUAAAUAAAGUGGGAUUGUUCCUUCCUGCUGUAAUCCUUAGUGUUUUCACCUGGGACAUCGCAUCCUGUUCCAGUAAGAUUAACUGUGGUUAAGAAAAAAAGAAUCUGUGGUGGCUCUCAGAUGGGACAUCCAAAACUUUGGCUGAUUUUUUUAACCAGAAUAUUACACUGUAUUCUGUUCUAAGUAAAAAAAAAAAAAAUACACAUAUACACAUAAGCUGCAAUGUGAAUAUGAUAUUAGUUAUUCAUUGAGCCUCUGAAGCCCAUCAGUAGAUCCCCCAGGUUUAUAACAUUGCUUCCAGACCAAAGUUGACAUAUGUCAAUGGAACAAAAGAAAAGAAGAGUAACAAAGAUUUAGCAACUCUUGGCCAACAGCUUAAAUUUAUCCAACAUCGAAAUUGGUUCCAUCUUUCAUUCUUUGAUAUGAGAGUAAAUGGCUUCUCAAAACACUUUAAUCCAAGAACAAUGGGAUACGGAUGCAUGGAUGCUAAUAAGUGAGUUAUUUACAAAUGAAUAAUUCAGCUCAUAGGCUCACAUCUAGUGGGAGGUACUCCUGCUCCUUUGCUUGUGAACAGCAGGGCUCCUGCUGAGGUUAUAGAAGUCAUUUCCAACAGACACCCUCCUUGAGGUAAGUACAGACAUGAAAAGAAUCUCCAAUGGGCGGCACCGUGGUAUGCUUGAAGGAGGACAGGAUUGGAAUCUUCAAGGGCCAGGCAAGGACAAUACAUGAGAAAAUAGGAAGUGAGGAGGAUGGUGGUCCUUGGAGAAUCACCCUCCCAAAUGCUCACUGUUCAAAUUCAUAAAAAACAAUACUUGAGCCACGCCCAAAAGAGUGUCUGUGAAUAGUUUUUGUCAUCUCUGGAAUCAGACAGCUGUGGGUUGAAUCCCAGGUCUGCUUCUUAUUCGUGGAUGACCUUGCUUAUGUGCCUUCACCACCUUGAGCUCAGUUUCCUUCUCUGUGAAAUAGGGACUAUAUCAUGUGUCUUUGAACUGUCGUCAUGAAAAUUUGUGAUGAUAUAUAAAGCACUUUAGCACUGGACUUGGUACAUGCUAUAAAAUAUGGCUAUUGCUAGAGCCCCAUAAUCUGUGCACCAAUCUUCCUGAAAAUUUACGACGAAAUAGAAAUUUGGAAACACUGGUUAGGAGAGACCUCUAAAACUCUUUGAAUAACUACAGUGACCAGUUAAGCUAAGUCAUCUUAACAUUGGAGAGUUACCUACCAGGGAUAUUCAACCUGUUAAGGACUGUGUUAGGUAGACACAGAGGGGUUCCACCUCAGGGGAAAUUAAAAAAAAAAAACAAAAACAAAACUCUCACAUGGUGUUCAGGGCUCUGAAGGGUACAGAUCCAAAAAAGAAGUUACUCAGCCCCAUAAAGCAGCUGAUACAUAGGCACAGAUUAAUAGACUGGAAGGGGCAAGAACUAAAUGAGAUGGAGGGGGAGAGAGAGAGAGAUGGGCAGCAAGCAUUUAUCACCAUUUAACACUAAUGCUAAGGAUAGUGCUCUAGGUGUUAGCAACUGAAAGACAGUAAUUACUUAUAUACCUCUUUUCUCCAGGGCAGGGAUUAGGGUGAGGCAAGUGAGGCAGGAAAUUGCAAGUAUAGGGUGGAAUCCUGUCUUUAUUUGAAUUUUUGAUAUUUUGUUCAUUAUGGAUUUUUAAAAUAUUUAUUAAAAUAUUAAUUAUCUUGGGCACCUGGGUGGCUCAGUCGGUUAAGUGUCUGACUUCAGCUCA